AUGACCACGUUGGUCGCUCCAGGCACUCCAUCAAGCAAUUGGGCUUACUCUGAAGAUAUUCCUGGCUCAAGGUGUGGUCCUGACGACGGACCGGGCUGGCCUCGUUCAUAUGCUUUCUUGCAAGAAGAAGAGAUUUGGCGUGAACUGCGGUUUCUAGCUAAACCUCAGAGUACACAAUUUGAUGCUGCAAAAGGCUGGAGGGCAGAUAGUGUCAAUUUUCAACCUUCACCGACGACAAAGACGCAGGACAGAUACGUUGUCAAGCAGUUGGAGAUCAAUGGGAAGUUGUGGACCCUUUCCGGUGUGUUUGAUGGACAUCUGGGGGAUGUAACAGUCGACCACGUUUCCAACCAUCUACCCAUCAUCGUUGGUGAAUUCCUCCAGAAAGCGUUUGAUAGUGACCCCUCGCGCCUAAGUGAUCCAGGUUUCAUUUCUGACUGCUUUUCGCGUUCGAUAAUCGCUUUCGAUGAAGCUAUCGCUGGUGAUGUGUUGAAUUUGUUCGGGGGAAUUGAGGGUCUUUCCAGUUAUACUGACAGGCAAAUCCGGGAGAUAAUCAACGACCCAAAGAACUACCGUAAAGCUAGGCUGAACAUGUACGGCUCUACUGCCCUUGUUGCCCUUGUGGAUGAUACGCACGAGAAUCUUUGGGUCGCGAACGUAGGAGACUGUCAAGCGAUCCUGGUUUCACCCAAAGGCUCUGAUGAUUGGGAUAUCCAGAUUCUAACUGAAGCACACAACGGUGAUAAUGAGGCGGAGGUGGAACGCGUUCGUCGUGAACACGCCAAUGAACCGGAAUGUGUGAUAGACCGGCGGGUACUUGGCGCACUCCAUCCAUUCCGCUGUAUGCUAGCACUCGGUGACACACCCUUCAAACAGCCGCCAGAGUUUACUCGCAGGAUCCUCUAUAAUCUCCUUCCCGGCUUCCACGAUACUUCUCCAUGGGAAGAAUUCCUGGUUCGGAACCGGACACCUCCCUAUAUUUCCGCACAACCCGAAAUCACUCAUAGUCUUCGCUCUUCUUCUUCGCCAUCAUUACCUCGGUUCCUUAUUCUGUCUUCUGACGGAUUCACGGACCUCUGCAGUACCGAGGGUCAACAGCGGAUCAUUUCCGAUUGGGCACACGGCGUCAUCAGCACGCACUCCUCUCCUACAUCUUCGCCUUCGACGCCAGGAUAUGAGUCCCGCAAUAUGGCGCUGAGGCUCUUACGACGUGCACUUGGUGGAGACGAUCAAGCGAGUGUCUCCAGGGUAUUGACCCUUGAUAUGGAUAUCGCAUGGAUUGAUGAUACCUCCAUUGUCGUGCAAACCCUAUGA
This is a messenger RNA of Lentinula edodes (shiitake mushroom), 1314 nucleotides long. Its product is annotated as phosphatase 2C-like domain-containing protein. Gene Ontology annotation, molecular function: protein serine/threonine phosphatase activity. NCBI's taxonomy places the organism in Eukaryota, Fungi, Basidiomycota, Agaricomycetes, Agaricales, Omphalotaceae. The record is from RefSeq and is a predicted model, not a curated record. Bases 1 to 1314 code for a protein of 437 amino acids. The transcript is spliced from 6 exons. Gene Ontology annotation, biological process: protein dephosphorylation.